AUGGCUAAAGUUGAAUUUGAAAGCAGCAACUCGUUUGCAAAUAACAAUAAGAAAACCAUCCGUAACACUGCUAUCUGCCUUGUUGUUUUAGUGGUUGUUUACUUCGCAGGUUCGUUCGGUUACAAAGCACAAGGGGCUUUUGAUAACGGAGAAUCCCACCAUGAAUUUGAAGCUUCAGGCGGAGAACUUCAACAGGGAUUGUAA
Molecule: messenger RNA, 204 nt
Organism: Dujonia railenensis
Lineage: Eukaryota; Fungi; Ascomycota; Pichiomycetes; Serinales; Debaryomycetaceae
Source: the annotation of a GenBank genome assembly